This is a messenger RNA of Nelumbo nucifera (sacred lotus), 600 nucleotides long. NCBI's taxonomy places the organism in Eukaryota, Viridiplantae, Streptophyta, Magnoliopsida, Proteales, Nelumbonaceae. The record is from RefSeq and is a predicted model, not a curated record.
AUGGAUGUCCACAAUGCUUUUCUGCACGGUGAUCUCCAUGACGAGGUCUAUAUGAAACCUCCUUCAGGUUUUUCGGCCUUCGGGACUGGAAAGUCCUAUUUUGGUUAUUCCUUAUUUACAUAUCGUAAGAAUGGGGUUGUCUUGCACAUCCUGGUUUAUGUUGAUGACUUAAUCAUUGGUGGGAAUAACCCGGAGUUCAUACGCAAAUUUGAACAGUAUAUGAACCGGUGUUUUCGCAUGAAGGACUUAGGUGUUCUUAAAUAUUUUUUGGGCAUCGAAGUGACUCGCGGAUCAUCGGGGAUAUUUCUUUGCCAAAGAAAAUACGCACUUGAUAUUAUUACAGAAACUGGCUUAUUGGGAUCCAAACCUGCUCACUUUCCUAUUACUCAGAAUCAUAAACUUGCCCUUGCUGACGGAGCACUCCUGGAUGACCCUGAACGAUAUCGAUGUCUUGUGGGCCAUUUGAUUUAUUUAACCAUUACACGACCAGAGUUCAGUUAUUGCAUCCAUGUCCUGGCUCAAUUUAUGCAGUGUCCUCGUGUUGAUUAUUGGGAUGCGGCAUUACGUGUGGUUCGUUAUCUGAAAGGACGUCCUAGUUAA